AUUUCCCGUUAACACGCGCAGUAGAGCAAUGUGUUGAGUGUGUAUACCACCACGAACUGAUACGGCAUGAAUGAAUGAGAUGAUACGCUGAUUUGAGAUAUAUUACUGUUUUGUUGUUGUAAGUCUUAUUUGGAUACAGUCAUACACAAGAAGAACAAAUGACUUCAAAGAGCCGCCUGCCCAUUGACAGGGGUUGGGCAUGGGUAAUAGUUGGUGCCAGUUUCAUGAAUAUUUUCUGCAUGGUUGGACUGGCGAAAUCAUUUGGUAUUCUAGUAGAACAAUUUAUAGAGACGUUUCAUAUAUCUACAGCCUUGGCGACAAUGGUAAUCAGCGUUUCCGGAAUAAUUUAUGCCUUCGCUGCUCCAAUUAGUAUCAUCCUUGGCGAGCAUUUUACAGCUCGAGCAGUGGUAAUGAUUGGAGGGGUAGUAGCAUUUAUUGGUAUGUCAAUCAGCAGUUUAUUACUCAGCAUAGGAUUUGUAAUAGGAUUUCUGGGCAUAGGUUUUGGUAUAGGAAACGCCACCUUAUAUGGAAAUAGCCUAGUCAUGGUAGGAAAUUACUUCAAGAAAAGGCGGACAUUGGCCAAUGGUUUGGCUUUAGCGGGUGCUAGUAUAGGACAAUUUACUUUACCGCCAUUUAUUCAGUUCUUACUGGAUACGUAUGGUUUAAAUGGCACGCUACUUCUGCUCGGAGCGCUCUAUUUCCAUGUCACAUUAUUUGGUUCACUGUUCCGACCAAUCAAAGGUUAUGAAACGAAAUCUUGUGAAAAUGACAGUAAAAUACAGGAAGAGACUGAACUACAGACCUUUAUUAAAUCUAUAUCAAAAGAAGAAGUAAAUUAUGACGUAAAAUUACGAGCACUCAUGGCUAGCACGGGCAGCAUAUUCUUAGAAGAAGACACUGAGGCCACACAACUUAAUGACACGGGUGUGAUCCAAAAUGGACACGUACACGAUGCUUCCGAAAGAAAGAAUAUUUGUAGAAAAUUAUUUGAUUUUAGCGUAUUACGAAGACCGGUUUCAAUAUUUUAUGUUAUAUGUAGUUUUCUGGCUUUUUUCGGUUAUUUUAAUUUCAUUUUAUUUUUACCUCUUCACGUCAAGGAUAAAGGUAUCGACAAAUAUGAAAAGGCACUAAUGUUAUCGAUUUGCGGUAUUGGUGAUCUUUUGGGUCGUAUUGGUAGCGGUAUCCUCGGCGACCUCAACGUGAUACAACGUUAUAAAAUAAAAGCCGUCAGCGUCAUACUAAUUGGGGUAGUUAUUCUCUGUUUUUUACCAGUUAACAAUUUUAUCGUCAUGUCAGUGCUCUCAGGAUUUUAUGGAUUUUUCGGUGGUGUUUAUGUAAACUAUAUGUCAGUUGUUCUUAUUGACUUUGUGGGACUAAAAUUAAUGCCAAAGGUUUUAGCCUUAAUUUUACUGAUACAGGGUUGUGGGGCGGCGGCUGGUCAGCCAUUUUUAGGCUGGCUAAGAGAUAUAACUGGUACAUUCAAUAUAGUUAUUUAUAUCUGUGGUAUUACACCACUAAUAGGCGGCACUCUACUUUUAUUUUAUCCUUUAGUUAAAAAAAGAGACGAUAUAGCACAGUUGCAUACCACUGCCAAGUAUGACAUUUCUAGUUAGAGCCCUGAUUAAAUAUGUUUGAAUAUUAAUUAUGUAUCGUAAAGUAGGUUCACUAAAUAAUUAAAUAUAUUUAAUUUUC
Molecule: messenger RNA, 1692 nt
Organism: Patella vulgata (common limpet)
Lineage: Eukaryota; Metazoa; Mollusca; Gastropoda; Patellidae
Product: monocarboxylate transporter 13
Exons: 6
Coding region: 159-1613 (484 amino acids)
Biological process (GO): monocarboxylic acid transport; transmembrane transport
Molecular function (GO): monocarboxylic acid transmembrane transporter activity
Source: RefSeq, a predicted model, not a curated record